AUGCCUUUCCGUCCAGUGGACCAAUUAAAAUGUCCAGAAUUAAAAGGAGACUUCAAAUGCGGCGAUUGUGACAAAUCCUUCUGUCACGCAGCUUCCAUGCGUCGCCAUCGUGCAAACUUUCAUGGAGACAGUCAGAAGUGUCUCCUGUGCAACUCAGCAAUAAGCAGCGACGUUCGUCGUCACAUGUUCACAGAGCAUAAUAUUGAUAAGACUUAUACAUGUACUUGCUGUAAAUGGUCGUUCCGAACUAAGAAGGAACUUAUGUCUCACAACAAGUCAAUGAGUAAUGGAGGUGUUCCUGGAGAGGCGGUGGCUAUUGCAAUCAACACUAAGAAAACAGAUAAAAACACUAUUUCUGAUAGUGAGAAACCGGCUUCGGAAGACGACGAACUUGCCUCAUUCUUAGUUGAUCUAAUAACCUGUCAAAAAUCUGACUUGACUCAACAGCCGUCGUUCGAUAGUAUUCUGGCAACAUUUAUGAAGGAAGUUGCGGAAACAGGUAGUAGUGCUCCACAGAUGCCACGAGAAGGAUCAGAAUCUGGAAUUGAAGUUUCUCCUCCAACUACAACUGAGACAUCUCCAUCUACUUCGGCCAUCAACUUGGCUCAGAAGACACAACGGAGCCACAAACGUCGUUCACUCAGUGACAUCUGCUCAGCGUUGGUUUUGAAAAAGUGUAAAUGA
Messenger RNA from Caenorhabditis remanei, 684 nucleotides. RefSeq lists its product as uncharacterized. NCBI's taxonomy places the organism in Eukaryota, Metazoa, Nematoda, Chromadorea, Rhabditida, Rhabditidae. The transcript has 2 exons. Bases 1 to 684 code for a protein of 227 amino acids. Gene Ontology annotation, biological process: regulation of transcription by RNA polymerase II. Gene Ontology annotation, molecular function: sequence-specific DNA binding; DNA-binding transcription factor activity, RNA polymerase II-specific. Gene Ontology annotation, cellular component: nucleus. The record is from RefSeq and is a predicted model, not a curated record.